AUGGUGAUGGAAAACGUCUCUUCCUCUUCGCUGUUCUCAACCAGCUCCACCACUCAGCAUGAAAACUCCACUGUGUCCAAUUACUUCUCUGGCCUCCAAAAGAGCAUGCAUAUCCUUUCCAUGGUGGUCUACAGCCUUGCGUGUCUGCUGGGGGUGACAGGCAAUGGCCUGGUCAUCUGGAUCGCUGGCUUCAAGAUGAAGAAAACAGUAAAUGCCGUGUGGUUUCUAAACCUGGCUGUUGCUGAUUUCAUCUUCACCUUUUUUCUGCCCUUCAGCAUCGCCUACACUGCCCUGGGCUUUCACUGGCCAUUUGGGAAGCUCCUGUGCAAACUGAACAGCACCAUUGCCUUCCUCAACAUGUUUGCUAGCGUCUUCCUCCUAACAGUGAUCAGCAUAGACCGGUGCAUUUCGGUGAUUUGCCCUGUGUGGUCUCAUAACCACCGGACACCAAAGUUGGCUUCCAACAUUGCCCUGCUCACAUGGGUCCUAGCCUUCAUCAUCAGCUCUCCGUAUCUUGUUUUUCGAGACACGGCUACUAAUUCGAAGAAUGUCACCAGCUGUUACAAUAACUUUGCCCUGUCUGAUGACUAUAAAUCUGAGGCGACACGUCGGCUGUGGAGAAUGAGGCACAAAGCUAUGAUCGUAACCAGAUUCUUAUGUGGGUUCCUCAUCCCCUUCACCGUGAUCCUUGUCUGCUACAGCAUCAUUGCCGUCAGGAUGAAAAGGAGCCAUCUAGCCAGGUCCACUAAGCCUUUCAGGAUCAUUGUUGCUGUCACAGUGUCUUUUUUCCUCUGCUAUUUCCCGUACCAUGUCUUCUGCUUGCUGGAAAUGUCUAAAAACUCUUCCAAUCAGGAGCUGAAAAUGGCCCUUUACAUAGGGAUCCCCUUGGUUUCCAGUCUUGCCUUCUUCAACAGCUGUAUCAACCCCAUCCUCUAUGUCUUUGUGGGGCAGGACUUCAAGAAGUUCCGACAGUCCAUCCUCUCUGCCUUCGAGGGGGCCUUCAGUGAGGACUCCAUCCUGACCACCCUGGCCAGCAAGAGAAAAUCCAGAGCCACUUCUGAAGCAGAAGUUCCGGGGGUUUAA
This is a messenger RNA of Terrapene triunguis (Three-toed box turtle), 1083 nucleotides long. Its product is annotated as chemokine-like receptor 1. Gene Ontology annotation, biological process: phospholipase C-activating G protein-coupled receptor signaling pathway; inflammatory response; complement receptor mediated signaling pathway. Bases 1 to 1083 code for a protein of 360 amino acids. Lineage: Eukaryota; Metazoa; Chordata; Testudines; Emydidae. Gene Ontology annotation, cellular component: plasma membrane. The record is from RefSeq and is a predicted model, not a curated record. The transcript has a single exon. Gene Ontology annotation, molecular function: complement receptor activity; N-formyl peptide receptor activity.